AUGGAGGCACAACCACAACCACAGUUUCAAAUAGAGAAGAUGCGGAAACAUAAAAGACGCAACAACUACAUUCAAACGGAGAAGACGCGGCAACCGCAUUCAAGCAGAGAAGACGCGGCAACCGCAUUCAAGCAGAGAAGACGCGGCAACCGCAUUCAAGCAGAGAAGACGCGGCAACCGCAUUCAAGCGCCGCAUUCAAGCGGAGAAGACGCGGCAACCGCAUUCAAGCGGAGAAGACGCGGCAACCGCAUUCAAGCGUCGCGGAGAAGACGCGGCAACCGCAUUCAAGCGUCGCGGAGAAGACGCAGCAACCGCAUUCAAGCGUCGCGGAGAAGACGCAGCAACCGCAUUCAAGCGUCGCGGAGAAGACGCGGCAACCGCAUUCAAGCGUCGCGGAGAAGACGCGGCAACCGCAUUCAAGCGUCGCAGAGAAGACGCGGCAACCGCAUUCAAGCGUCGCAGACGCGGCAACCGCUUUCAAGCGGAGAAGACGCGGCAACCGCUUCAAACGGAGAAGACGCGGCAACCGCUUCAAACGGAGAAGACGCGGCAACCGCUUCAAACGGAGAAGACGCGACAACCGCUUCAAACGGAGAAGACGCGACAACCGCUUCAAACGGAGAAGACGCGACAACCGCUUCAAACGGAGAAGACGCGACAACCGCUUCAAACGGAGAAGACGCGACAACCGCUUCAAACGGAGAAGACGCGACAACCGCUUCAAACGGAGAAGACGCGACAACCGCUUCAAACGGAGAAGCUUCUCUAAUAGCAAUCUAAUGACAUGA
This is a messenger RNA of Cucurbita maxima (winter squash), 789 nucleotides long. Its product is annotated as nuclear speckle splicing regulatory protein 1-like. The coding region runs from base 1 to 789 and encodes 262 amino acids. The transcript has a single exon. Lineage: Eukaryota; Viridiplantae; Streptophyta; Magnoliopsida; Cucurbitales; Cucurbitaceae. The record is from RefSeq and is a predicted model, not a curated record.